AUGGAGAAGGAACUGUGUGUAUUCAGCCAAACAAUAGAAGAUAACAGAGACAGGUUGGAAUUAGACAGAAACAGAGAACGAGUGGAAGCAAUGAACAGUGAAUCAAUCAUUGCUGAGCAUCGUUACAACGGGGAUAUUGAAAAAGGCACUUUUAAAACUGUAGAACAACUACACGUGGGUGAAAUGAACGUAAAAUGUAAACAUUGCAAUGCAGAAAGGUUCAAAUAUGAAACAGGAAGGGUGGCAAAUAAUUGCUGUCAUGGAGGAAAAAUAACAUUACCACCAUUAACGGAAUAUCCUGAUGUACUUCAACGUCUGCGAGAAGGGAAUGACGAAGUAUCAAGACACUUCAGACAACAUAUACGAUCAUAUAAUGACGCGUUUGCGUUUGCAUCAUUUAAUUGUACCGUGGCAGAUAUGGGGAAUUCAGGACCAUAUGUGAUGAAAAUAAUCGGGGAUGUGAGUUACAAAAUAUCUACAAGUUUAGAGACCGCAAACAAUAACCGACCGAGAUAUGGACAAAUUUACAUCUACGACGUACAAACUCAGCUAGCGCUGAGAGAAAAUGAUGCAAGAAGAGCAAAUCUGUUAGAAAUUAUUGGUAGACUGAUAAUAGAUAUCAAUCCUUAUGCAGCAAAUUUUAAAACAACGUACGAGCGAUUUGUUAAGGGAGAAAGCCUGGUGAGAUUAAACUUUAUAGCACUCAAGGAAGACGAUAGACGGCGGUCCAUGGCGCCAACUUGUGGUGAGCUAGCAGCUCUGAUCGUUUCAGAUGACGGGGCAGUAUCUGAAAAUAUAGAAGUACAAGUAUUUCCAAAACAAGACCGUGCAGUUGGAUAUGUGCCGAGAUAUUCGCAUCACGUUGAUCCAAUGACUUUUCCAUUACUAUUUCCGAGCGGUGAUUUAGGAUGGAGCUAUAAUAUGAAACACGUAGGAACAAACAAGAAAAUCUCUCCUGUUCAAUAUUAUGUACAUCGAUUGGCCUUACGUCGAGGCGAAGCACAGAAUCAGUUGUUGCGGAGCGGACGAUUGACACAACACUAUGUGAUUCACGCAUAUCUCACAAUUGAAUCGCAGCGUUUAUUGUUUUUAAGAAAUAAUCAGAAGCAAUUGCGUGUAGAAUGUUACAAAGGAAUGACUGAUCACAUAUCAAAUAGUGAAGCGAAUACGUCGGAUCGAACAAGACUUGGGAACCAAAUGAUUUUACCAUCAUCAUUUUCCGGCAGCAUGCGACAUAUGCAACAGCAGUACCAAGAUGCAAUGGCAAUAACAAGGAAAGUUGGACGACCGGAUUUAUUUAUUACAAUGACAUGUAAUCCUAAGUGGCCGGAAAUAUGUACGGUAUUGAAAGAUUUUCCUACAGGUACCACUGUAAAUGACAUACCAACAAUAGCUUGUCGAAUAUUCAACAUGCGGCUACAACAGGCACUAAAGGAAAUCGAAAGCGGUUCAGUAUUUGGAAAGAUUGAAGGAUACGUAUACACAGUUGAAUUUCAGAAAAGAGGCUUACCGCAUGCUCACAUACUAUUUAUCUUAAAUAACAAUGACAAACUUUUGACUCCAGAAGCAAUUGACAGUUUUAUAUCUGCAGAAAUACCAGACAAACGAAUACAUCAACAACUAUAUCAAUCUGUCACAUCACACAUGCUACACGGCCCUCACACAUCCAAAAUACCAUGCUGGAAUUCGGUAACGAAGUCAUGCUCAAAGAAAUUUCCGAAAGACUUAGUGGAAAAUACUGAUAUAAGCGGUGGCGGUUUUCCAAAGUAUCGCAGACGAAAAAAUACAGACAUAAAUUAUUACCGCAACCGCGUGGAAGGAAGAAAUAUCCAAGUAGACAACAGCAUGGUUGUGCCUCACAAUCCAUACCUACUUGCAAAGUACGACUGCCACAUGAACGUAGAAUAUUGUGCGUCAAUAAUGGCUAUUAAAUAUCUCUUCAAGUACAUCCACAAGGGACAUGAUCGUGCAAGAGUACAGAUAACUGAUUCAAACAGCGAGAGUGAUGGUCAGCCAAUAAUCAACGAAAUACAGGAUUAUGUAGAUUCGCGUUACGUAGGACCGAUGGAAGCAGCUUGGCGUAUACUAGAACUGCCAAUGCAUGGACGAAGUCAUGCCGUCACACGCUUACCUGUACACCUACCGGGGCAGCAAUACGCAACGUUUGAGGAAGGUAGAGAAGUCGAAGCCGCUACAAAUGAAAAAAAGUGGAGAACCCAUCUUAUUGCAUGGUUUGAAUUGAACAGCAUAGAUGAAAUGGCAAGAAAUAUAACUUACGCGAACACGCCAGAUUACUAUUCGUUUCAAGAAGCAACAAAAACGUGGAAAAAAAGAAAAUAUGCAUGUCAAGUAGUUAGUAGAAUGACAAAUGUUUCACCAAGGGAUUCCGAAAGAUUUCACCUCAAACUAAUCCUUGGACAUGCGACAAAUGCAAGGAGUUUUAUAGAUUUACGCACUGUAAACGGGAAGGAAUGGAAUACAUUUAGAGAGGCUGCAGUGGAUAUGGGUUUAACUGCGACAAAUGACGAAGCUUUCAAAAUAUUCGACGAAGCUGUUUCAAUACUUAUGCCGAAACGGUUACGUCAUUUUUUUGUGUGGUAUUUAAUCGGUGAAAUGCCAUCGAACGCGAUAGAUUUAUGGAAUACUUACAAGAAAGCAUUAUCUGAAGACUUCGUGGAUCAGCAUGAAAAUAGAGCACUAUGUGCAAUUGAGCAUCUUCUCAGAGCUGAGGCAAGAUCAUGUGCAGAUUUUUACUUACCAAUACCGGAGAUAAUUUUCGAAAAUGAAGCGGAAGAAAUAACAGUGGAAAAUAUAGAAACCUUUGCAAAGAAAGGCAAUGAACUGGUGAAGCAAUUAAACAACGAUCAGAAAAUAAUUUAUACACAAAUUUUUGAUAAUAUCAUAGAUAACAAAAGUACUGAUAGAAAGCAAGAAAAAUGCUUUUACAUCGAUGGAUCAGGAGGAACAGGAAAAACAUUUUUAUACAACGCAUUGUACUACAUGUUGAAAUCUGAAAAAAAAAAUGUUGCAUGUGUUGCUUGGACAGGUAUAGCAGCCAUCUUACUACCAUAUGGCACAACCGCGCACAAAACAUUUGGAUUACCAUUGACACUGCAAAAGGAAGGAACAAUUUUCACAAAUGCAACGAUGAAGAAAAAAAUACAAAGUAUAGAUGUAUUUAUAUGGGAUGAAUGUUCUAUGAUACCGAAAAUUGCUUUAGAAUUGAUCGACAGAACGUUAAAAGAUAUAAUGGAAGACGCAUCACCGUUUGGUGGGAAGACUAUAAUACUAGGUGGAGACUUCAGACAAGUUUUACCCAUUGUGAAACGAGGAGGUAAACAACAAAUAAUAGAGGAAACAAUUAAAUACUCCACACUUUGGAGUAUAUUUGAAAAAUUAAGCUUGAAAAAAAAUAUGCGAGCAAAGGAGGAUGCCGCAAAGUUUUCAGAGUGGUUACUUAAUAUAGGUAAUGGAGAAGUGGAGUUGUUUGGACCAGAGAAAGAAAUACAAAGCAACAAUUUAAUAGACGAUUUAUAUCCAAGAAAUUUGCCACUUGAUGAAUUAACAAACAGAGCCAUCUUAGCUCCAUUGAAUGUCGAAGUUAAUCAGUUAAAUACAGAGAUAUUACGCAGAAUGGAUGGCAAUAUAUUCGAAUCAAAAAGCAUAGAUUACGCAACAUUACAAGGAAUUGAUACUGCAGAUGCAGCACUUGACGAAGAAGCUACUCUGCGAUAUCCGACAGAGUAUUUAAAUGGAUUAACGUCAUCAGGUUUACCACCACACAAUCUACAGCUGAAAGUCGGAGCAAUUGUGAUGUCAUUGCGAAAUUUAUCAAUAUCAGAUGGUUUAUGCAAUGGAACACGGUUAGUUGUAAGAGAAAUUCACUCUAGAAUUUUGAUUGGUGAACUUCUAAUCGGAGAGCGAAAAAGGCAAAUAGUAGAAAUACCAAGAAUUAAAUUAGAUACGCCGGGAGACACAGAUAUGCCAUUUAUCCUCCAUAGGCGACAGUUUCCAGUCAGGUUGGCAUUUGCAAUAACUAUAAAUAAAUCACAAGGACAAAGUUUUGAACACGUGGGAAUAUUCAUUGACCGACCAAUCUUUGGACAUGGUCAACUCUACGUUGCAUUGUCACGAUGCAGGUCGAAGAAAGGUAUAAAAAUUCAACUGAAAAAAAAUGAAAAUGCAAUAAAGAACAUUGUGUACAAGGAAAUUAUUGAAUAA
Molecule: messenger RNA, 4221 nt
Organism: Neodiprion fabricii
Lineage: Eukaryota; Metazoa; Arthropoda; Insecta; Hymenoptera; Diprionidae
Exons: 1
Coding region: 1-4221 (1406 amino acids)
Biological process (GO): telomere maintenance; DNA repair
Molecular function (GO): DNA helicase activity
Source: RefSeq, a predicted model, not a curated record